Molecule: messenger RNA, 2071 nt
Organism: Pipra filicauda (Wire-tailed manakin)
Lineage: Eukaryota; Metazoa; Chordata; Aves; Passeriformes; Pipridae
Product: vesicular inhibitory amino acid transporter-like
Exons: 2
Coding region: 1-1452 (483 amino acids)
Biological process (GO): amino acid transmembrane transport
Cellular component (GO): vacuolar membrane
Molecular function (GO): amino acid transmembrane transporter activity
Source: RefSeq, a predicted model, not a curated record
AUGGCUCACCUGAAGCAGACUUUUUCAUCUCUUUUCAACUGCUUAAGGGAAACACCGUCUCUCUUUUUGGGACUUACAAGGUUGGACAGCUGCCUAGACACUGAUGAAGAACGUGUGAAUUUUGCUAGAAGAGAUGAACUGAACAGAGCUCACAGUGAGGAACCAGAUGGACCCCUGAACUUUGAGCUUGAUGUUUGUCACCAGGAUCCAGAAUACAUGUUCCCAACUCCCUUGCCACAUGCCCAGGUCAAACUGAUCACCAGCUGGGAAGCAGGAUGGAAUGUAACAAACGCCAUUCAGGGAAUAUUUGUCCUAGGAUUGCCAUAUGCUCUCCUCCACAGUGGAUACAGUGGCCUACUUCUUAUUGUCUUGGCUGCAGCAUUAUGCUGUUACACAGGCAAAAUUCUAAUUGUUUGCUUGUAUGAAGAAAAUGAAGAUGGGCAACUGGUAAGAGUGAGAGACACGUAUGAAGAUAUUGCAAAUGCCUGCUGUAAAAAGCUAUCUCCCAAACUAGGUGGCAUAAUUGUCAAUGUGACCCAAGUGGUGGAACUGAUCAUGACAUGUAUUUUGUAUCUGAUUGUUAGUGGGAACUUGCUGUCACAGAGUUUUCCAUACAUAGCACUGACUGAGAAAACUUGGUCUGUAAUUGCAUUUGUUACUCUGUUACCUUGUGUAUUUAUCAGAACUCUCAAAAUUGUUUCCAAACUCAGCCAGCUUUGCUCCUUGGUUCACUUUGUUAUCAUCCUUGUAGUGAUGACUUACUGUCUUACACAAAUACACCAGUGGUCCUGGGCAAAAUUCAGACUCUCCAUUGAGUUUGAGGACUUCUUGGUCUCCGUAGGAGUGAUUAUUUUCAGUUACACUUCACAAAUAUUUCUUCCCACACUUGAAGGUAACAUGAAAAACCCAGAGGAAUUUAGGUGUAUGCUGAAUUGGACUCACUUUUUUGCCUGUGUCUUGAAAACAACAUUUGCACUGACCGCUUUCUUGACCUGGGGUGAAGAAACAAAGGAAGUUAUUACAGACAACCUGCCAUCAUUUCUUAAAACACUUGUGAAUUUAUGUCUCUUAACCAAGGCUCUUCUUUCUUACCCUUUGCCCUUUUUUGCAGCCACAGAAGUUGUGUAUUCCUGUAUUUCUAAAGGCAACCAUUCCAAUUACAGAUCUCUAUUACUUUCGCUGGGUGUAAGAGGCUCAUUUCUCUUGUUAACUCUGCUGAUGGCCAUGUUUACACCACAUUUUGCCCUGUUGAUGGGUUUAUCAGGCAGUGUAACAGGUGCUGCUAUGACUUUUCUCCUUCCUUCUCUCUUCCAUUUAAAACUUAAAUGGAAAAAACUGUCCUUCUUAGAGAAAUGUGCAGAUAUCUCUGUUUUUAUUUUGGGCCUCCUCUGUAGCCUCGCAGGCAUAGUUUGCUCAAUAAAAGGGCUGCUUGAAGUAUUUGGAGGAGUGUAAAAGAUUUCCUGAAAGACAAAUAAAGAUCAAAUCUUAUUAAUACUUUUUACUCUGUUAGUCAGUAUAUAAGAAAUUUUGUCACUAGGUAGAACUAAGCAUGUGCUUAAAGAUUUGCGGAAUCAAGGCUUCAACCGGAAAAGUAUGUGGCUCUAAGCAAAUUGGAAAAUAACCUUCAGAGCCAAAGAAGUACAAAACUAGGCCUCUUUAAAAUCUUGAGAAGAAAGAAGAUGUUGCAGAUGGUUUAGCAUGAAAAUAAUUUUAAAGUAAUACUAUAUGGUUUAUUCAUACAUGACAGGCACAUCCUAAAAUUACUACUGCAACUGAUUCCACCAAUUGAACCACAAUUCUUCAUAGGGUUACACGCUGUUCAGUCUCAAAGCUAUCAAAACUAGCUUACAGGAAGUGAGCUACAGAGAACUAUUAUUGCAAAUGGAUGAAAUAUGAUUUCACAUUACUGGCAGAAUGCAAUUCAACAUGUGAACAGAACAAAUCAGUGAAUUUUGUUUUAUAUGUAAGACAAAUUCUACUACUUGUUUUUUAAAUGAAUAGGCAAAAAGAGAGCUCAGUUUAGAACAGCUUUGAAAGCCUGCUUUUAUCAUGAGUUCAAAUGGGAAUGCAG